Chlamydomonas reinhardtii is the source of this 3862-nucleotide messenger RNA. RefSeq lists its product as uncharacterized. Gene Ontology annotation, molecular function: UDP-glycosyltransferase activity. The record is from RefSeq and is a predicted model, not a curated record. Bases 58 to 3372 code for a protein of 1104 amino acids. The transcript is spliced from 13 exons. NCBI's taxonomy places the organism in Eukaryota, Viridiplantae, Chlorophyta, Chlorophyceae, Chlamydomonadales, Chlamydomonadaceae.
CUGGCGCUGGCCGCGCGGGCGCCCAGCGCUGCCUAUGGUGAUGCAGUCACUGCGGCCAUGGAGAGUGUGCCGCUGCGUCAGGAGCCCCCACCAGCCGCCGGCCAGCGCUACCGGGUGCUGGUCACGCCCGUGUCCUGGCGCAGCCGGGCCCACUCGCUCCUCAAGAUCGCACACGAGCUGGCGGCUCGCGGCCACCACGUGACCGUGCUCAUGGCGGCUGCUCAGGAGGGCUGGGCGCGGACAUGCCUGGCCGCCUUUGACGAGGCGCGCGGGCGGAGGAUCCAGAGGUUGUGGGGGAUGCGGGGGAUGUGGGGGAUGCGGGGGAUGGAUGACGGUGCCCGGCACGGAGGAGUCGUGGAGGGGCUAGGCGGGUGGGCUGCGGCGGCAGCAGCGGCGGAAGGGCUGCGCGGCGGCGGGGGUGAGGUUUUGGAGGCGGUGCGUGACGCUGAGGGAAGCGGGGGGCUGGCGGCGGAGCCGGGCGGCGGCCAGAGUGGCGGCGAGGGCGCGGCCGCGGAUGGCGGCGUGGAUGGCAGCGUAGAUGGCGGCGCGGGUGGCGGCGCGGGUGGCGGUGCCCGGCUGCGGCUGGUGCUGCAUGACGGUGCGGACAUGGAGUCGGAGGCGGAGGCGCUGGUGGGCCAGCCGCCCCUGGCGCAGUUUCAACACGUGGUGAAUGUCACGCUGGAGGCUUGCGAGGCGAUACUGCGCAACAGCAGUAUAAACCGCAUGGUGGCCCGCGGCCGCUUCGACGUCAUCCUCACCGACCUGGCGGACAUGUGCGGCGCCACGCUGGCUGAGCUGUGGCGCCUGCCGCGCCUGGACCUCGACACCGGCGCCACACGCGCCGCCGGGCACUGGAACAUCUACAACCAGGUGGGGCACUGGAACAUCUACAACCAGGUGGGGCACUGGAACAUCUACAACCAGGUGGGGCACUGGAACAUCUACAACCAGGUGGGGCACUGGAACAUCUACAACCAGGUGGGGCACUGGAACAUCUACAACCAGGUGGGGCACUGGAACAUCUACAACCAGGUGGGGCACUGGAACAUCUACAACCAGGUGGGGCACUGGAACAUCUACAACCAGGUGGGGCACUGGAACAUCUACAACCAGGUGGGGCACUGGAACAUCUACAACCAGGUGGGGCACUGGAACAUCUACAACCAGGUGGGGCACUGGAACAUCUACAACCAGGUGGGGCGUGGGGUGGGCGGGCGAGGCCCCGCACAGGUGUUCUCGCCCGCCACGGUGCCCUCCUUCCUGGCGCCACUGGGGUCUAACACCAUAUACAGCUUCAAGGACCGGCUCAUUAACACGCUGGCGACUCUCCUGAUGCGGGCCAUCCACUGGCGCGGCGUCACGAUCCCCAUUGAGGCUGUCCGUGCACGCGUCAAUGUCACCGCAUUCGAUGAGAUGAUGCUCGCUGCGGCGGCGGAAGCUGCAGCAGAAGCAGCGGGAGCAGCCACAGAGGCAGGCACAGCCGCAGCGGUGCCCAAGGCAGAAGCAGGGGCAGCAGCUGCAGCCAACGCAAAUAGGGGCACGACGGCGGCAACAGCAAUGGCCACGUGCGCCUGCCCUGCAAUCUACACGCCCGUGUGUGCCGCCAAGCCCGCAGCGGCAGCAGCCGGCAGCGGCAGCGGCAGUAGCGGCGCAGCAGGUUCCGCAGAUGCCACUGCUGCCGUACGUCGUACGACAUACGACAACGCAUGUGCAGCCGAGUGUGAGGGCGCCGGUGUGUUGCAUGUGGGCCGGUGUGACCCCGGUGGCGGCGGCGGUGAGGGGGCCGGUGGGCGGCUGUUGCGAAACAUUGCGGACCGCACACGCACAGCCUUGCAGCGAACGCUGGGCGCCAUUGGCAUCGGCAGCGCCCUUGCGCAUACCUCCUCCAGCACCACGUCCACUCCCACCUCAACCACCACCACCAUCAGCGGCGGCAGCAGCCAGCCGCCGCAGCAGACCUGCCCCGCCGCCAGCAAUCACGACGCGCCAGCGACAACAAUCGCUUCAGCUUGCACGGCAGGCGACCGGAGCCCGGGCCCGGGCCCGGGCCCGGGCCCAGCAGGCCUGGCGGGGGGCCUGGCGGGGGGCCCGGGCCCGGGCCUGGGCCCGGGCCCAGCAGGCCCGGGGGGGCGCCUGGCGGCGCGGCGCGGCGUGCGGCACCGACUGCUGCCGCUAUGGGAGUCCAACCUGCGCUGGCUGGUGCUGGUGCUGGUGGCGGUGGACCCGGCGUUUGCGGACGUGAGGCCCAUGGGUCCCCACUUCAAGUUCGUGGGGCCCAUCACGCCGGAGCCGCCGCUGCCGCUGCCGGCCGACGUGCAGCGCUUUGUGGCGCCGCCGCCAGCAGACACUGACGGCGAGAGCGACGGCGGCGCCACGCAGCCGCCGCAUCAGCCGACGCCUCCCCACAGAUCUGGGGUUCGGGUUGUGUACGUGUCGCCGGGCUCCACCUUCAGCUUUGGCGACCCGGGCCAGGCACACCUGCUCAAGGCGCUGCAGCAGCUGCUGCCGCCCAGCUACCGCAUCCUGUGGCGCUCCAAGCGCUCGCACCGCCAACAGCUGGAGGCAGCCCUGGAGCGCAUGGAAGGAGAGGUGGAGGAAGCAGAGGCGGCAGAGGGGGCGGAGGCGGCAGGGGAUGCGGAGGCUGAAAAUCACGGCGGCCGCCGCCGCCGCCGCGGCGGCAACAGCACUACUGCUGCCUCGGUGCUUGAUCGCAUGGUGGCGGGCGGGGCCGGCGGCAGCAGUGGCAGUAGCAGCGGCAAUGGCAGUAGCAGCGGCAAUAGCAGUAGCAGCGGCAGUGGCAGUAGCACCAGCGGCGGCCGGCUGAUGCUGUUGGACUGGGCGCCCCAGAACGACGUGCUGGGGGCGGCGCAGGUGGUGCUGUUCGUGUCGCACUGCGGCAUCAACGGCCUGCAUGAGGCGGCCUACCACGGUGUGCCUGUGCUGUGCAUUCCUGCAGUGGGCGACCAGCACGUGAACGCUGCCAUGGUGGUGUCGUACGGAUUGGGCCGUACACUGGAUCCAGCCAUACUCAACGGCGCCAACGGCACGGCGGCGGCGCAGGCGGAGGUGGCGGCGCUGCUGACCGACCCCUCCUACAGGCGCACUGCGGAGCGUGUGUCGCGCCGUAUGCGCUCCCAUCCCCUGCCCGCGGUGGUUGUGGCGGCGGACUGGGUGGAAUAUGCGUCGUCGGCAGCUCGCGCCGGGCCGCCUGGCUUCCUAGUGCCGACUGAGGCGGAGCUGCCGCUGUGGCGGCUGCUGCUGCUGGAUGUGAUGGCAGUGUGUGUGGGCGUGGUGGGGCUCGUGGCAGUGCUGGUGGUGGCGGCGGUGGGCUGGUGCGGGCGGUUGCUCCUGCGCCUGGCGCGGCUGAUGUGAGGCUGAUAUGAGGCCGAUGAGGAUGUGGGGCCAGGUGGCUGUGUUGACAGCCGGAACAUAGCUGAGUAGACACCGUGCUGAGUUGACAUUGUGCUUGUAUAGACAGCUCUAAUGAGGCAAAAAGGCAGACGCUGGAGGCUUAAGGCACUUCGUGCCAAGCUGUACAAAUCAUCAUCACAAAAACUUGCCUUCUCUGUCAUCAGCCUGCGGCCUCCUUACGACCCUUGGUUGGUCGGACUGUGAUGUCGCAUUCUUAGGUGACUGCGAACGUGUAUGGGGGGGUUGGUUCGUUGGGUGACUGCUGCCGGUACCUCUGUAAUGUGUAAUUGCAGGGGAGGACCUCCCCUGUGUACAGGGUCAUUGAGGACAGGACUUGCAUUUUCAUUCCAGGGGCGGACCGCCGCCACUGCUGGUGACAACGACCCUAACCACAUUCUCACCCACGGCAUCCAGGGGCCAGAAAAUGCCUAGUUGCUAGCGUUUGGGGGAA